AGUAAGGAAUGGAGGGAGGAAACCUCGGUGCUGUGGUCCUCCCACCUGAUGCCUGACUAUAAGACUGCAGGUCUCCUGAAGUCAGUCCACACAGACAGGAUGCACUGCUCAUGCUGCCGCUCUGCCAGGCCACAGACACUGAGGGUGAUGUGUGCCCGGAUGUGUGUGUUCUACUCUGCAAUGUGUCUGGCAGGCUGGCCGCUGUCCUCAGAGGCAGCCAGACUGCGCUGUGGUUCUGAUCUCCUCAGCGACCUCAUAUUUGUGUGUGGGGAUCGAGGAAUCUAUUUAGGUAAAGGCACAUGGUCUGGAUAUGGUGCACGGCCCAGAGGGAAGGGGAUAGUGGACCAGUGCUGUCAGCCAGCUGGCUGUGAACUUCAGCAUCUGGAGAUGUACUGUGCUAAACCAAAAAGCCUGCAGCACACCACAGCUUACCCAGCCACAACCACAGCAUCUCAUACCACUACACAGCUAGACACGGCACAGCAGUUCCAAGCAGUGUUUCAGAAGAAACUCUUGGAGCACCUGGGGACUCCCAACAGUCCAAAGAGAGAAGCUUACAGAAAAAAAACACAGCCUUCACUUCGUCGGAAAAGCAAAGUUUCAUCAUCACGCAGGAAGAAUAACACAAAGAACACAACCAGCAGGCCUCCUUCUGCCUUUCAGAGUCCCCUUCAAAGAUUGAUUCAAUUUGAAUCAUGACCUUUGACCUUGUGAAAAGCUGAAAUUGAGACUGGAGCCAGCAGAUUUUAAAGACUAAUGCCAACUGGUUUGACCCUGAAGACAUUCUCUGCCAAGUACACAGUGGUCAAAAGUGGCCAAGCUACGCAGCACACAAACUGGCAGCAAUAUUGGAGGUUCUCAGCUGAGGAAGAAAGUAGACAAGAGAAGUUUUGACACCUUCUUGUACUGGCCCUUGGAUCUCAAUGGAAUGUCAAUGAACCUUUCUUUCAUGGAAUUUUCAGGAACAGAGUGUCAUUGUGUGACUGAUGUGUAAUUAUAACUGUUCUUCCUUAUCUAUGAUUUCCACACAGACUCUUUUCUAAUGACACCUUGUAAUAUUUCUAGGUUUAAAUGUGUCUGUAAUAGCCAUCUCUGGACUAGAAAGGUUGACAGGUCAAAUCUAAUAGCUGUCUACUUGACUUGGAUUCAAUCUAUUAAUCCACUGAUCUAGUCUUGGUCUUGGAAAAUGUUUUUUGUUACAGGCUACUACAUGUUUAACAAAACACAAUACUAUAUUGUUUACUAUCUGUGUUGGAAAAAAUAGAGUGAGGCACAAUACAUUUGAUUUUUAGUAACUUGCCUUAAUUACAAUCUUGUUUGUAUACAUGUUAUUUGUACUUCUUGAACUGAACCAAGUAAUGCCAGUUUCACUCCAGCUCUCCAUUAGCCCUGUAACACGGCAGCAACUUGUGAUAUGUAAAUAUGUAAAUGACAUAUUGUAUGAAACAUACCUUUAAGUCUGUGCAGUGUGGAAUACAGUGCUCUAUUUUUUAUUAUGUGUGUUUGGGACAGACAUUAGCAGGGCAGAAUGCACUGACCAAAUCUUGUGUAUUUAUUGAAUGAUUUUCAAGUUCUAUCUAUUAUGGUUAUACAGACUUUUAUUUUUAUUUGAGACUAUAAGUGUUAAUUAUUUCAAUUUCUGAGUAUUAUUUGUUUUCUGUAAAACACUUUUAAUGCAUUCAUUAUUUAUUUGACUGUGACAACAUAUUCCUAUUAUUAAUAAACAUAUGAAUAAAAGAUUGUUGUUGUUAAGACUAAGCCACGCAGGAUAAAGGACAAGAAAGAGA
Messenger RNA from Acanthopagrus latus (yellowfin seabream), 1787 nucleotides. RefSeq names its product insulin-like growth factor I. The transcript is spliced from 4 exons. Gene Ontology annotation, molecular function: hormone activity. Bases 49 to 699 code for a protein of 216 amino acids. The record is from RefSeq and is a predicted model, not a curated record. Gene Ontology annotation, cellular component: extracellular region. NCBI's taxonomy places the organism in Eukaryota, Metazoa, Chordata, Actinopteri, Spariformes, Sparidae.